AUGGGUCUUAUGCUGAAGAAGCCAGAAGGCACUGAGGGAGCGUCCUGGCCCGCUAUCGUUAUAGGUCUCUUUGUCGCCUUUGGAGGCGUUCUUUUCGGUUAUGACACAGGAACCAUCAGCGGCAUCCUCGCCAUGCCCUAUUGGCAGGAGCUCUUCUCCACCGGUUACCGCGACAGCUCUGGGAACCUGAACGUCACCUCCUCCCAAUCUGCCGCUAUCGUCUCGAUCCUUUCUGCGGGUACAUUCUUUGGUGCUCUGGGUGCUGCUCCUAUGGGUGACAUGAUCGGUCGUCGCUGGGGUCUUAUCGCCUCUACGCAUGUCUUCAUCCUGGGGGUCAUUCUACAGACAGCAGCCACUGCGAUUCCCAUCUUUCUUGCAGGUCGUUUCUUCGCUGGUCUUGGUGUCGGCCUGAUCUCUGCGUUGAUCCCCUUGUACCAAUCUGAGACCGCUCCACGCUGGAUCCGUGGCUCCAUCGUUGGUGCCUACCAGCUCUCCAUCACUAUCGGUCUCCUCCUUGCCUCGAUCGUCAACAACUCCACACAGCAUCGCAAUGACACCGGUAGCUAUCGUAUCCCCAUCGCCAUCCAGUUUGCCUGGGCCCUCAUCCUCAUCGGCGGUAUGCUUAUCCUCCCCGAUACCCCCCGCUACAUGGUCAAGAAGGGCGACAUUGAGGGCGCGGCCAGAGCACUUGGCCGCCUCCGCCGCCUACCCGCCGAUAAUCCCGCCGUGCGCGAGGAAUUGGCCGAGAUCGGAGCCAACCACGAGUACGAACUCAGUCUCGGCAAAUCCACCUACCUAGACUGCUUCAAAGGUAACCUGCUCAAGCGACUUCUCACAGGCUGCGGUCUGCAGGCACUGCAGCAGCUCACCGGUAUCAACUUCAUUUUCUACUACGGCACCCAGUUCUUCAAGAACUCCGGCUUCAGCAACUCGUUCACCAUCAGUCUGAUCACUAACUGCGUCAACGUUGGCUCAACCUUCCCCGGUCUCUGGGCGAUCGAAAAAUGGGGCCGUAGGCCUGUUCUCUUCUGGGGUGCGGUAGGUAUGUGUGUGUCGCAGUUCAUCGUUGCCAUUCUGGGUACGACCACGACUGGCCAGGAUGCAGUCGGCAAAAUCGUCGUGCACAACGAGCCCGCACAAAAGGCCGCCAUCGCAUUCAUCUGCACCUAUAUCUUCUUCUUCGCUGCGACCUGGGGUCCCAGCGCUUGGGUCGUCACCGGCGAGAUCUUCCCCCUUAAAAUUCGCGCUAAGUCGCUCUCCAUGACCACCGCUACGAACUGGCUACUCAACUGGGCCAUCGCCUACUCCACCCCGUAUUUGGUUGACUAUGGCCCGGGCAAUGCCAACCUGCAGUCGAAAAUCUUUUUCAUCUGGGGUGGUUGCUGCUUCCUUUGCAUUUCAUUCGUGUACUUCAUGAUCUACGAGACCAAGGGUCUUACCCUGGAGCAGGUGGAUGAGUUGUAUGCGGAGGUGAGCAGUGCCAGACUGAGCAAGAACUGGACUCCUACUAUUACCUUCCGGGAGAUCCAGCAGGAGAAGGCCAAGGAUGCGCAUGUUGAGACUACGUCCCAGAGUGCUUAA
Messenger RNA from Aspergillus alliaceus, 1581 nucleotides. RefSeq names its product sugar porter family MFS transporter. The record is from RefSeq and is a predicted model, not a curated record. Lineage: Eukaryota; Fungi; Ascomycota; Eurotiomycetes; Eurotiales; Aspergillaceae. Bases 1 to 1581 code for a protein of 526 amino acids. Gene Ontology annotation, biological process: carbohydrate transport; transmembrane transport. The transcript has 3 exons. Gene Ontology annotation, cellular component: membrane. Gene Ontology annotation, molecular function: carbohydrate:proton symporter activity.